AUGUAUCCCCGGCGCAGUGCUCAGGAAAUCCUACUGUGUGACUCCUGUGAAACUUUCUCCCUACAGAGUCAUUGUGAACUUUGUCAAAUAAAUCUCUGUACUAAAUGUGUAGGAAAACACCUCUCAGAUUUGUCUAAUCUACACAAUGUGGUGCACUAUUUACACAGAAAGUCUACUCUUAACUACCCGAAAUGUCCGAAACACACCGAAAAACGCUGUGAACUUCACUGUGAGAAAUGUGACAUUCCUGUCUGUAUUACCUGCGUCUCCUCAGGUAAACAUGAAGGUCACACGUUAUCAGAAUUUCUGGAAAAACUCAGCGGAAAAACAAAAAGUUUAGAAAAAGAUCUGGAGGAAUUGGAGACCAGUAUUUAUCUCCAAUAUGAAGAAAUGGCGUCCAGUGUCCAAACUGAGAAAGCUGAAUUAGAAGCGAAUUACAUGAAAUUGACAACAGCUGCCGACCAAGAAGGAGAAGUCUGGCACCGAGAGAUCACCGCCAUUGUCGACCAGCGGAAAUCUGAUAUCCAGGAAAUGAAAUACAAACACCUAUCUAUCCUUAAUAAAAAUACUGAAGAAAUCACACAGAAAUUGACUGAACUCAAACAGAUUAUUUCCGACUUGAAAUCAAUGCUAAAAUCAAAUGACGUCUCCUUAACCUCUACUUACAAAUCUAGGAAUUCCGAAUUUAUAACAUUACCGCCUACAGCCCGAGUUACAUUACCAAGCUUUUCUCCUCGGAAAAUAGAAAAAGAUCAGCUCAAUGAAAUGUUUGGUUCUCUGUCACCAUUAUCCAUUAACACAGAAGAACAUGACUACACAAUGAAGUCAGCAGAAGCUGUAUCGUCUCCUCCAGUCAAACCACUGCUUGAUAAGCCGCGACUCACCGCCACCAUAGACGCUGGGUAUAUACAACUACUCGGUGUUAGGUGUCUCAGUGAAGAUCAAGUCUGGGUCCGCGGGAAAGACAAAAUAAUGAAGCUUAUCAACCUCCAGAGUAAACUACUGACAUCAAUAGUAACCGAGUCAGGGAACGUACCACGGGACAUAGCAGUGACACGGGACGGAGAUCUUGUUUAUACUGACUAUAAUAAUAAAACUGUAAACCUGGUGAAGAAUAAACAGAUCCAGACCGUGAUCACACUACAGGGGUGGGCACCUCUCUAUGCCUGCAGUACCUCUUCUAAUGAUCUCCUGGUUAUCAUGAUCAGUGAUGAUAGAAAAAAAAAAUGCAAAGUUGUGCGUUACUCUGGCUCCACAGAGACACAAACCAUUCAGUUUAAUGAUCAGGGUCGUCCUCUUUAUUCAUCUACUAGUUUUAACAAAUACAUCAAUGAGAACAGUAACCUGGAUAUCUGUGUGGCUGACAAUAAAGCUAAAGCAGUAGUGGUGGUCAAUCACUCAGGAAAAUUCCGAUUUAGAUACACUGGUCAUCCCUCUAAUAUCAAGGAAAUAUUUGAUCCAGUCGGCAUCACUACAGACAGUCAGAGUCACAUCCUGACAUCAGACUGGUACAAUCAUCGCAUCCACAUCCUAGAUCAGGACGGAGAAUUCCUCCGUUACAUUCAGAACGGUCAUUUACGCGAUCCAUGCGCUUUAUGUGUGGAUAUCAGAGACAAUCUCUUUGUGGCUGAGUGGCGCACUGCUAAAGUGAAGAAAAUCUUGAAGACAGACUUUGAAAGACAUCCUAUGAAUAGUAACACUGAGGUGGAGGGACAUGAAGAACAGGGCGGCAGUCGUCAGGAGUCGGCAGAUCAUUUAUGGACAGGACAGAGGACGCAGACGAAUCUCCAAAAAGAAUGUGGAAGUACACGAAGAUUUAAAGGAACAAUACCUGAUACAAUAAUGAUUGAUUUUUUCUCUGUCAAGACCCCUCUCCUCUAUACACUAAAUGCCCUGCCUGAUUUCAUCCUCAAGUACUCCAACUCAAAACAAGCUUUCUAUUGA
Molecule: messenger RNA, 1944 nt
Organism: Ostrea edulis (European flat oyster)
Lineage: Eukaryota; Metazoa; Mollusca; Bivalvia; Ostreida; Ostreidae
Exons: 3
Coding region: 1-1944 (647 amino acids)
Biological process (GO): protein polyubiquitination; proteasome-mediated ubiquitin-dependent protein catabolic process
Molecular function (GO): ubiquitin protein ligase activity; zinc ion binding; protein binding
Source: RefSeq, a predicted model, not a curated record